AUGGCAUCUCCCAGUCUUACAUUAUCUCCAACUUCUGCUCCUAAUGCUACAGUUACCUCUACUGCUGCUCCAUCUACUGCUUCUAAUGGUACAGCCACUCCAAACACCACUGCAUCAACAAAUCCACCUUCAUCCAGUGAGGGAACCUUGGGUCUUCAGUUCAGCCUCAACCAAACGUUCACAUCAGAUCUCUCCAACCCAUCAUCACAAGCAUAUCAAAAUUUAGCUGCAAAUGUGACUGCAGAGGUGAACACAGCGUGCCAGAGGCUCUAUGGAUCAGCUUUCAUUCGUUCCAAUGUUACUUCAUUCACGAAUGGAUCGGUGGUUAGUAAUAUGGUUCUCACGUUUGAAAAUCAAAGCUCAGUGCCUUCAACAAGUAAUGCUACUUCACAGCUCAGUACUGAACUUACCAGCAACUCUUCCUCCCUGAACAUUGUACCAGGCAGUCUUACUGCAACUUCCACUUCUGCUUCCACUGCGGCACCUACUGUUACAACUGCCCCGACUGCAGCUGCUAACACAACAGCUGCAACGACUGCAGCCUCUAACACAACAGCUGCAACGACUGCAGCCUCUAACACAACAGCUACAACGACUGCAGCCUCUAACACAACAGCUACGACUGCAGCCUCUAACACAACAGCUACAACGACUGCAGCCUCUAACACAACAGCUACGACUGCAGCCUCUAACACAACAGCUACGACUGCAGCCUCUAACACAACAGCUACGACUGCAGCCUCUAACACAACAGCUGCAACGACUGCAGCCUCUAACACAACAGCUACGACUGCAGCCUCUAACACAACAGCUACGACGACUGCAGCCUCUAACACAACAGCUACGACGACUGCAGCCUCUAACACAACAGCUACGACUGCAGCCUCUAACACAACAGCUGCAACGACUGCAGCCUCUAACACAACAGCUACGACUGCAGCCUCUAACACAACAGCUACGACUGCAGCCUCUAACACAACAGCUACGACGACUGCAGCCUCUAACACAACAGCUACGACUGCAGCCUCUAACACAACAGCUGGAACAACUGCAGCCUCUAACACAACAGCUACGACUGCAGCCUCUAACACAACAGCUGGAACGACUGCAGCUUCCAACACGACAGUUGCUGCAACGACUGCAGCUUCAAACACGACAGUUGCUGCAACGACUGCAGCUUCCAACACGACAGUUGCUGCAACGACUGCAGCUUCUACUACAACAGCAGCCACGACUGCAGCAACAGACCCUCCUACAUCCAGCGAGGGAACUCUUGGACUGCAGUUUAGUCUCGACCAAACAUUUACAAGCGAUCUCAGCAACCAGUCCUCGGCUGCUUUCCAGGCUUUAGCUGCAACAGUGGUUACUGAGAUAAACACAGUGUCUACAACACUCUUUGGAACAUCAUUCCUUCGCUCCAUAGUUAAUUCAUUCUCGAAUGGAUCAGUGGUUACCAAUAUGACUCUCGUGUUCCAAAAUCAAAACUCAGUUCCUGCAUCAGGCACUGCAACUACACAGCUGAGCACUGCACUUACUAACUCUACUUCCCUGAAUGUAAUAGCAGGCAGUGUUACUGCAGAGUCAACAUCAACAUCAAGCAGUCCUCCUCGCCCCACAGUGGGCACACUGGCAGUCUUUUCACUAGCACUGCUGGCUGUGACACAAAUGCUGAUCGACUUAUAGCCGGAAGCUGACGCAGAUACACUGACCUGACCGAAGGUUUUUACUGUCCUAUCAAAUGAAGAAAAAGGCAUAUGCUAACGAACAAAAAAAAGAAGACAUAACAGGUGUGCAUUAUGAAAUUUACCAAUGCAAUGUCAUGUGGUAAAAAGAAGUGUGCUGUGUGUCUAAAGUUCAGAUGGUUUUAUAGUAU
Molecule: messenger RNA, 1873 nt
Organism: Acanthochromis polyacanthus (spiny chromis)
Lineage: Eukaryota; Metazoa; Chordata; Actinopteri; Pomacentridae
Product: mucin-22-like
Exons: 7
Coding region: 1-1683 (560 amino acids)
Source: RefSeq, a predicted model, not a curated record